Molecule: messenger RNA, 273 nt
Organism: Chinchilla lanigera (long-tailed chinchilla)
Lineage: Eukaryota; Metazoa; Chordata; Mammalia; Rodentia; Chinchillidae
Product: translation initiation factor IF-2-like
Source: RefSeq, a predicted model, not a curated record
AGCCGGCCGCAUGCCGAUCCGCACGUACCCGAGCCUUAGGAGCGGCUGCUCGGCGGCUGAGCUUGGGUUUGAACGGGAGGACAGGCGGCAGCCGGCGGCAGAGCACGGCGUCUCCCGAGUUUCGUGUUUUAAGGGAAAUGCGACAGGAAUCAGGACCCGGGGGUCGGCCCCAUUUCGCCUGCGCCGACAGGCCUGGCGAGCGGCCUCAGCCCCCGCGCGGAGCGGGGUUCGCGGGGACCGAGUCGCCCCGCCUCGCGCGGGAGGCUGGCGCCC